AUGGAAAUGUCUGCUGAUUGUAUCUCAGCAGUAUCUCAACAAUAUCCAGCCGUUUACACUGGAAUGCCUUCUCUAUGUACUCAUUGUUCCUUGGUAUGUUGCAGCUCUCCAAGAGAUAGUGGAUCGUCUCUAGAUUUCCUCGUUCGAUCUCACGGUGCAGAACCACCGGAUAGAUGUUGCCUUUGA
Heterostelium album PN500 is the source of this 186-nucleotide messenger RNA. RefSeq lists its product as uncharacterized. The transcript has a single exon. Lineage: Eukaryota; Evosea; Eumycetozoa; Acytosteliales; Acytosteliaceae. The coding region runs from base 1 to 186 and encodes 61 amino acids. The record is from RefSeq and is a predicted model, not a curated record.